Messenger RNA from Cutaneotrichosporon oleaginosum, 1803 nucleotides. RefSeq lists its product as uncharacterized. The record is from RefSeq and is a predicted model, not a curated record. Gene Ontology annotation, cellular component: protein phosphatase type 2A complex; cytosol. NCBI's taxonomy places the organism in Eukaryota, Fungi, Basidiomycota, Tremellomycetes, Trichosporonales, Trichosporonaceae. Gene Ontology annotation, molecular function: protein phosphatase regulator activity; protein binding.
GCAUCCUGCAUCCUAUCCACUUGCGCCAUCCACCCACCUCGUCUUCUCUUCGUCCAUCCCUCAUCCUUCGUCUCUCUUCUCCUCCUCAUCAGCUUCUGCAUCCUCCUCCAUCUCUUAUCUCCUCGCACUCCUACUCUCCCGCAUCGCCCCAUCCCCACUAUCCAACGGCCAACUUGCCAGAGCUUUCCUCCCUCGGACCGCAGAUCCGUCUCACCACCUAUCACCAAUCGACAAAACAGCCUCCACCUCGCUCACCCCACCGCCGGCCACCGGAUUCAUUCACACUUCCACAUCUUCACUCGUCCAAACCGCAUCCUCCAUCCCUCCUUUCAUCCGAUCCUACACACUCAAGGAUCACUUGAAACCCCUCCCGUCACUUCUCCUCAACCGACCGUGACAAUCGUCCUCGCCUGUCAUGGAUCCAGAGGCACCGACAAACCAAUGGCGCUUUGCCCAGUGUUUCGGAGACAAGGGCGAAGUUGAGGACAUCACAGAGGCCGACAUCAUCUCCACCGUCGAGUUUGACCACACUGGCGAUUAUCUGGCGACCGGAGACAAGGGUGGCCGUGUAGUUUUGUUUGAGCGUAACGAACAGAAGAAGGGCUGCGAGUACAAAUUUUAUACCGAGUUUCAAUCACACGAGCCCGAGUUUGACUACCUCAAGUCGCUGGAGAUUGAGGAAAAGAUCAACCGCAUUAGGUGGUGUAAGCGCCAGAAUGCGGCCCAUUUUCUCCUCAGCACCAACGACAAGACGAUCAAGCUUUGGAAAGUGUUCGACAAGCAGAUUAAGGUCGUCACCGAGAACAACCAUACUCAGGACAUUACAGGCGGAGGUCCGGUCGGUGCUGUCCAGCCUCAGCUGCGACUCCCGCGAAUGACGACGCACGACUCGAUUACGGCCGCCGUGCCCCGCAAGGUGUACGCGAACGCUCACGCGUAUCACAUCAACUCUAUAUCUGUGAACUCAGAUGGCGAGACCUACAUCUCUGCAGAUGACCUGCGGAUCAACCUAUGGAACCUCAACGUCAGCGACCAGAGCUUUAACAUUGUCGACAUCAAGCCUGUAAACAUGGAGGAGCUCACCGAGGUGAUCACGGCCGCUGAAUUCCACCCCAUUCACUGCAAUCUCUUCAUGUAUUCUAGCUCCAAGGGGACUAUCAAGCUGGCCGACAUGCGAGAAUCAGCUCUGUGCGACCAGCAUGCCAAACUGUUUGAGGAGGAGGAGGACCCUUCGCAGAAGUCGUUCUUCUCCGAGAUCAUCUCGUCCAUUUCGGAUGUCAAGUUUUCGCGCGACGGGCGCUACAUCCUGUCCCGAGAUUACUUGACGUUGAAGAUCUGGGACAUGAACAUGGAAAACAAGCCUGUGAAGACAAUCAAUAUUCACGACCACCUCCGCCAGAAGUUGUGCGACCUAUAUGAGAACGACUGCAUCUUCGACAAGUUCGAGUGUACCUUCUCGGGAGACGGCAGUCAAGUCAUGACCGGCUCGUAUCACAAUUACUUCCGAAUUUACGACGUGAACAGUGACAAUGAUGUGGUUCUGCAGGCCGACAAGUCGGCCUUCAAGGCCAAGAAGAUUGGUGGCGCGCGCGGCAAGGUGCCAGGCAAGAAGGAGGGCAUGCAGACUGAGGGCAUCGACUUUGCUAAGAAGAUUUUACACGGCAGCUGGCACCCGAGGGAGAACACUAUUGCUAUCGCUGCGACCAACAAUCUGUUCCUAUACUCCACUCUCUCAUAAGCAUGCGUCAUCAUCAAGAUACCCAGCCAACUUGGUCAUUAUUUUACACUAGAUUCGACAAGGCC